Molecule: messenger RNA, 1380 nt
Organism: Panonychus citri (citrus red mite)
Lineage: Eukaryota; Metazoa; Arthropoda; Arachnida; Trombidiformes; Tetranychidae
Product: hatching enzyme 1.2-like
Exons: 4
Coding region: 105-1079 (324 amino acids)
Biological process (GO): proteolysis
Molecular function (GO): zinc ion binding; metalloendopeptidase activity
Source: RefSeq, a predicted model, not a curated record
GAUGAUGAUGUUAAUCAAUGAUCAGUGAGUGUCUUAAUUGUUACUGUUAACAUCAUAAUCAGCAAAGUUUGAAUCCAAAAAGUUGGAAAAACAAAAGUCAAAUCAUGUUGGUACAAUUAAUUUUUUUCUCGUUAAUUUUAAUUGUUUCAUCAAGUGUAUUACGUUAUAGUGACUCUUCAAUAAAUGAGAAUAACAAUUUAGUUAAUGAUAAUGGUGAAGAAAAUGAGGAUUUAAUCAUUAAACGUUACCAAUUAGCGAAGGAUCAAAAACAUGGUUUCAUUUAUGAUCCAGAUUUUUACACAACCGAAAUUAAAAGAGAUACAAUUUAUCCGUUGACUCGAGUUGAUUUUGAACGGGGGUCAUUUUUAUCGGAAGACGAUAUAAUCGGCAACGAUAGUGUUUUAUAUUCAUCUGAUUACUAUGAAGGCGACAUUGUUGAAGAUCUGCGAGAGAGAAACGCAGUUCUCGAGGCGAGUAACACUUGGCCUAAUGGACGAAUACCUUAUGUAUUAUCGAGAAAAUUUAGCGAAAGAGAUCGGGCCGUUAUCGCUCGAGCGAUGGCCACUUAUCAUAAUAGUACUUGCGUUAAAUUUGAAGCUCGAACCAACGACGAUUCAGAUUAUAUUUACAUCUACCCUGGACUUGGUUGCGCUUCGCUUGUCGGCAAAGUGGGUCGAAUGCAGCCCGUCCUGUUGGGCCGAGGUUGCGUCUACUCGGGAAUCGUUGAACACGAGCUAAUGCACGCAACGGGAUUCUGGCAUGAGCAAAGUCGAGCCGAUCGAGAUUCUUUCGUUAAAAUUAACUGGGACAAUAUUGAAAGAGGGAUGGAAUAUAAUUUUGCCAAAUUAAGUCUUCGAGAAAUAACUCACCUCGGUGAACCUUACGAUUACAACAGUGUAAUGCACUAUGGAAGCCACGCUUUCGCUAAGGGAUUUGGGGCCACAAUCAGCCCGCUCAAGGACGGGGUCAGUAUUGGUCAACGGCGAGGGUUAAGUGAGACUGACAUUAAAAAAAUCAACAAACUCUACAAAUGUAAUGAUGAGAAACGAGUGUCAAAAAAAUCAAAAAGAAAAGGUUAACAAUUUACUUAAUCAACUCGAUUACAAUUAAUUUUCUCCUCAUCAAUUGGUCUCAACUAAUUAAGAUAGUUAAUUGUUGAAAGUUUACCUUUGAUUAUUGAUGAAAACUUUUUUACUUUCAAUUAUGUAUUCAUAAUAAUUUUGAUACAAUUAAAAGUUUUUUUUUAUCAUAAACUCACAAUUAAAAUCGUUGAUUGUUUCAGUUUUUUUUUCUGAUCAAUUAUAUCCAACAAUUUAAAUUGGUAACCUCAAUUAUUACAAUAAUCAAACGGGAUUCCCUUACCAUUAAUUCAAGGGCAAU